ACUGUGAGUAUUUAUAUAGCAUUGUAAUAAAUCAUCCUUGUUAUGCACCUCAAGGAAAAAAGCAACACAAAUAUAAGGAACAUCAUCAGAAAGAAGUCACCCACCAAAUACAAGAGAAAUGGAUGACCCCUACAUAAACAUAAAAUUUAUCCCUCCAUACAAAUUACAAUUCAAGGAUGAUUGCACCUAUUGCGGAGCACGCCGAUACUGCAAUGAGCCACCAACAUUUUGCUGCGCCAAAGGAUCUUACGACGAAGAAGAUUAUUGGUGAAGGACGUGAGACUAAUGGCCUGUAUCUUCUCAACACUUCCAUUCCUAAAGCAGCUGCUUGUGUUGGGAUUGAGUCACCUCUUGAGAUUCAUUAUCGUCUUGAUUCUGUAAAUGAGGGGGAGGCUUCUGGUGACAUUUUAUUUUACACUACCUCUAGUGCUACAACGCCCUCCACUGGUGUGCCUCCCAUCAUUCAGGUUUACUCCCGCAGAAAAAAACCAUUUACACCUUCAGUUAUCCCUGAAUCUCUUCCUGCCACUUUGACUGAUCAACCACCUACCCCUACACCAGUCUCACGCCCUGAGUCAAGCACUCCGUCGUUGGAUCCUAAUCAUGCUGAUGAUCUACCCAUUGCUUUGCGUAAAGAUGCCAUGGCACUUGUACAGCAAUUUGGGAAACCAGACUUAUUCCUAACAAUUACAUGCAACCCAAACUGGCCAGAAAUAAAAGAGUCAUUGCGCUGCGCAGAUGAAGCUCAAAAUAGGCCGGAUUUGAUAGCACAGAUUUUCAAUGGCCGAAUCCAUGAACUGAAAAUAGAUCUGUUCCAAAGAAAAAUAUAUGGGGAGAAGGUUGCCCCAAGGCUGUGCCAGACCAACAACCUCACAGGUGUUAUUUCGAAACAUGUUGUUGGACAAGUUUGCAGUGAAGGAGAUGUAACAAACAAGAAUGUUAAUCGUCGGACAGUUAAAUCCUUCAUGCUAGAAUUCCAGGAUUCCAGGAAUGGUCAGAAUGUUUCAUAUUCAAUAAGACGUGACGUAAGGAAUAUUAACACCACGGCCUACUCUUUCCCGGGAAUUCGAUCAGACCAGUACAUUGCUUCUUACAUUCUGCGUGGUCGCUCGGGGAAUCAUCCUCAAAUGAGUAGAGAUGAUGCAAUGCUUAUCUACGCCAUCUUGAAGCCGGUGUCAGUGAAUUGGGGGAAAUACAUCUUGAGCUACAUGAAUUUAUGCAGAGCCAAGAAGAAAGCCUUACCGUAUCCCAUGCUUCUCACCUUUCUUUUGAAGACAAAGGGGUUUGAAUUUCUUAGUACCGAAUCGGACUCUGAGACAGCUUUUUGGAGGAUCAAGAGGGCGACGGUAAUGAGAGUCAAGAUUGAUACUGAGGAGGAACGUGAGGAAGCAGGCCCUUCUCAUUCUCGUAUAGCUUCACGAAGUAACAAGGUCACAUUGCCUAUGCUUUUUAAGUCCCUGCAAAGCCUCCAAACCUCCUUCAACAACAUCCAGCUCCAACAGGCCACUUACGGUUAUAACUUGAACAAGAUGUUGGUCAAGAGUGGAGAACAAUGGGAAACACCAUCCAUGGAAGCGCUCGCACCUUACAUGUCUCAGGGUUCUUCUUCUCAAGCCGCUCCUUUUGAUGAUGAAGGUGAUGACGUUGAUGAGGAUGAUGAUGAUGCGGAGAAGGAGGAUGCUGACCACCUCGAUGCGACCAUGGAUGAGGAAUGAGUGGAUUGGGCAAUCAUUUUCUAUCUUUAGCUAUUUUUACUUAUGCCUUAUUUCUCCCUAUUGACUCUAACUUUUGCUUAAACCCUUGUGUUUUUUAUUAUGACUUUGACAUUUUCUGUGAUUUUACCCUCUCUUUUUGCUAAUGACAAAAGGGGGAAGUGUGGGAAUUGCUUGUGCUUGGUCAAGUGCACACAAACAGGGGGAAGUUGUUUUCUUGAACUUUUUCUAAUGAUUAAUUAGUUGCAUGUUUGCUUGUGUCUUGUGUGUGUUUAAUUUGUUGAGAGACAGGAAACCUUGUGAUUUG
Messenger RNA from Cuscuta campestris, 2019 nucleotides. Lineage: Eukaryota; Viridiplantae; Streptophyta; Magnoliopsida; Solanales; Convolvulaceae. The record is from the annotation of a GenBank genome assembly.